AUGGCUUUGACUGAAGACAUCAUCUUAACAUUUUUACUGGAGCGCGGGGGCAAAGUGAAAAACUCGGAGCUUGUGAACAAGUUCAAAGUACUGAUCAACUCUGGCGAUUCCGCGGAAAAGAAAGAGAAGAGAGAUCUGUUCAAACGACUGGUCAACGACGUCGCCGUGGUGAAACAAGUCGAUGAUGUGAAGUAUGUGGUGGUCAAGACAAAAUAUCAAGGACUCGUCAAAGGUGAAACGAUCUUGGAUAACAGUUUAUUUGACUUAAAAUCACCGUGCAGAUCCGAAAUACAAAACGCGGAUAUUCUUAAUAACAACUUUCCCACCCAAACUGUGGACCGUAAUGAGAGUCAAUUUUCUUCUUUUAAAUGUGAUCGUUCCGAAAAACGGGAAGCUGAUUCAGUCCAUCCUGAAGGACCAUCUGACGGUACUGAGUGUUUGACAGCAAGAGUACUUACUGUGACAAGUCAUGUCAGAAGUGGCCAAACAGGGUCUGUUUUCGCUCUUGUGGCCAUAACAUCUCCACCGAAGUGUGACGAAAGGAGUAACACACAUCACAAAACAACAAAUGAAGAUUCUUCAGAGGUUCAAGUGAUUUCUGAAAGGACCUUGAAACUUCAGGCAACUGAAUAUCAAAAAGGGGCUUUUCUGUACAGGUCUACAAGAACCAAACAAAAAGAGCUUGAAGCACAAGGUUCACCGCAAUUGGGAAGGUGUAGCAAAAUAACCAGACCAGGUAAUGAAGCUAAAGACGCAGAUGUACUUCCCUUAGAACCUGUGGAACAUGAGUGGCUUGUGAAAUCAGCAAAAGGAUGCUGGAGUCAGAUCUAUGGCCUCCUCCUGCAAAAUCCCCAGAUGGCGGAGAAGAGAAAUUUCAUGUCUGGCUUCACAAUCCUGCACUGGGCUGCUAAAAGCGGAAACGGUGAAAUGGUGUGUAAAGUCAUUGACGUUGCAAGACAGAGUGCUGGAGGAAUCAAUGUUAACCCCAAGUCUUAUGAUGGGUACACCCCUCUUCACAUAGCUGCCAUUCACAGCCAUGAGAGGGUUUUAUCCCUGCUGGUGUGCCAAUACGGUGCCAACACUAAUGUAAGGGAUAACAGUGGUAAAAAACCUUACCAUUAUCUGAGUCAAGAUGUGUCAUUUGAAAUGAGAAAGAUGCUCGGAGAUCCUCGAAUCCUGCGGCAGGAUACUCACUGUCAUUUGGGGGGUGGUCAGAACCUUCAAGACUUUCCUAAAGGAUUUAACACCUUGAGUAAACUAUUUCAGCCUCACGUUGUGGGACAUAAAAAGAAACACAGGCGUCGGCAAAGUUUCUAUUUCAUCAGCGAUGAUCAUUAG
Molecule: messenger RNA, 1338 nt
Organism: Triplophysa rosa
Lineage: Eukaryota; Metazoa; Chordata; Actinopteri; Cypriniformes; Nemacheilidae
Gene: sowahab
Product: sosondowah ankyrin repeat domain family member Ab
Exons: 1
Coding region: 1-1338 (445 amino acids)
Molecular function (GO): protein binding
Source: RefSeq, a predicted model, not a curated record